AACGGUCGCAUUUUUCGACAGAACAUCUCAACUUCAAAUCCGGGCGGGAAAAUGGCGACCGGACGAGGAGAGUUCUACCGGAGUCUCCAUCAGGGGUUAGAGAGGAGACCUGCCCAGCAGGGCCAGGGUGGUCCUCAACCGGGUCCUGGUCCUCAACCUGGUCCUGGUGUUCAACUUGGUCCUGGACAUCAACCGGGUUCUGGUCCUCAACCUGGUCCUGGUCUUCAACCUGGUCCUGGUCAUAAACCGGGUCCUGGUCUUCAACCUGGUCCUGGACAUCAACCUGGUCCUGGUCUUCAACCUGGUCCUGGUCAUCAACCUGGUCCUUGUCAUCAACCUGGUCCUGGUCUUCAACCUGGUCCUGGUCAUAAACCUGGUCCUGGACGCCAACCGUCGAGUAUUUGGCGGCAAAGCUCGGAUCCUGGACGCCGACUGACGGGUCCGAGUUCCGGGGGGAAGAAGGAGCCGAGGGCCGCGCGACCUCCGGGGCGUUUGGGCGGGAAGGACCGCAGCUGGCAGGAUCAGAAAACAGAAGGACAGGAAGCUAAUCCAUUCCAAACAGAAGCUUCUUUAAUUCAGGAAAACUUUAUAGAAAGGUUGCCGUCUGAGAUCCUGAUGAAGAUCCUGUCCUACCUGGACGCCUCCUCCCUGUUUUGCACGAUCCACGUCAGCAAACGUUUCCACCAGAUCGCCAAUGAUGACGUCAUGUGGCACAACAUCUACGUGUCAGAGUUUGGGAGUCAAACCUGGAAGCCAAAGUCUGCGGAUGAUGCAGCACCAAAGGUGGAUGCAGUAGGAAGGAGAGGUCACUGGAAGAGGAUGUACUUUACCGCUGCCACUGGACAAGAGAUGACCAGAUGGAGGAGAGAGCAGAGAGAGAUCAGUCCGUACACCGGGCUGCCCAAUAAGACAGAAUGGGUCCUCAGGAACCUGAACAUGAGCUGGGAGCUGACGCUGCGUAAUCACGGAGGGAGGGAGAACGUGCUGCUGCACAGCCGGGUGUACUUCUUCAGGUCGUCCAUGAUCGUCCGCUGGAGUGGAAGCUGCUUCCUCAAAUACUACCAGAUCAGAAACAUCCGGCUCCAUGCAGUGAGGACGCCCCGGAGCCCCACAGCACAGAAGCCCGGCUGGCGCUCUCUGAUCUGUAAGCUGGACCUGAAAACUCAUCCCGGGCGAACAAUCGGUAAAGACGGACUGAUCAGGCUGAUACAGCUGUCCCCUGGCUUCAUCGUAGGCCUCUGGAGGGGUCAGAACAGCGUGGCCUUCAUCAUGGUCAGUCUGCACUUCCACAAGCUGGUGGAGAGGAGUCUGCUGGGCUCUCCAGUCUGCCCGUACUCUAAGCCUGAGGACCUUCUCCCGGCAGAUGCAUCGGACCCUGAGUUUGGUCUGCACGGCUACACUCUGCACUUGGUCCUGCACAACACCAGCACUGAGAUCAUGUCGCGAAGCUUCCGCCAGCUCUCCUGUCACCGAGGUCAAAUCAAGCAUGGGCAGGUGGAGAUAACAGUCAUCCACAAGGCCAACCGGUCCCAGCACAGAUCGCUGUCUGGAAGCAUCACACUGCCCUGGUGGAGCGAGGAGCUGCAGGGCUCAGUGCAGAAAUGCUGCAUCAUAACGCUGACUCUGCUGGACGAGUUCCAGAAACCCUUCUGGUGCGUCAGCUCACCCGUUUGCAUCACGAGGGCGAGGAACCCGCUGUCCAUGGACUACGGCGGCGAGCACUUCCUGAUGGAGCACCGGGGCCUGGUGGGGGGGGUGAAGUUGAUGCUGGUGUGGUUCACGGAGCAGAAACAGUUCUUCCUCAUCAGCCUGGACCUCUGCCUCUCUGUUUCCAAAAUCAACAAACGUUUCGGCACAGACUACUGAAGCUGCAGCGCUCAGAGCUCUGACUUAUCAUUUCGACGGUCCGGACCCAAAGAGUGUUUCAAAUGUUAAGUUCAGGUUACGUUUGUACAUUUAUCACAUUAAAGAUCAUUCUCCACCAAAGAUUAGAGAGAGUGUAUAACAGAGUAUGCUGCUGAAGCAUCAUGUGUUCAUUUAAAGAGUUUGGACUGUUUCAGUAAAAAUAAAAAAAUACAUAAUUCAGAAAAAAAGCCUCUGA
This is a messenger RNA of Notolabrus celidotus (New Zealand spotty), 2101 nucleotides long. RefSeq names its product F-box only protein 15-like. The transcript has 10 exons. The record is from RefSeq and is a predicted model, not a curated record. The coding region runs from base 52 to 1866 and encodes 604 amino acids. Gene Ontology annotation, molecular function: protein binding. Lineage: Eukaryota; Metazoa; Chordata; Actinopteri; Labriformes; Labridae.